Colletotrichum destructivum is the source of this 1824-nucleotide messenger RNA. Its product is annotated as Putative zn(2)Cys(6) fungal-type DNA-binding domain-containing protein. Gene Ontology annotation, molecular function: zinc ion binding; DNA-binding transcription factor activity, RNA polymerase II-specific. NCBI's taxonomy places the organism in Eukaryota, Fungi, Ascomycota, Sordariomycetes, Glomerellales, Glomerellaceae. The record is from RefSeq and is a predicted model, not a curated record. Bases 1 to 1824 code for a protein of 607 amino acids. Gene Ontology annotation, biological process: regulation of DNA-templated transcription. The transcript has a single exon.
AUGUCAAUUGCUUCCAUGGCUUCUAGAUCUCCUACAUUUUUCAGAGUCGACAAUACGAGCAAUUCGUACAUCAGGAAAUCCGCCUCUCAAAGCGCUCGGCGAAGUGCGUGCGACCGAUGCCGCGCUUACAAACUCCGUUGCGUAUGGCCAUCGGACGAGAUCCCAUCGCCCGAGCGCAAUGAAGCAUCAUUGAUGCCAUGUGCGCGAUGUGUCAAAGCAGGCGUCGAGUGCGUUCGUGUGGCGCACGCACGUAGGUCGCCAACUAUUCGCCCCAGUGGCUAUGAACGUCGGCUGGCGCGACCUCCUCCCUUGUCACCACCCGCCUCCAACCAAUCUGCCAACAAUCGCCGUACUUUUGUCUCCGGAGUGGUAGCCAAAUCAUAUCCUGACAAAUCAGCCUCGCUCAGCGUUUACUCCUCACCUUUGUCGGCACACCCUUCCAGGGAGGACUGCACCACAGGACAGAUGCCAAGCACUGUUUCUCCAAUGGAAUAUCAGCACAGCAAUGUCUUCGCGCCAUCAUCAUCAGAUGCGCCGGCCAUGUCGACAAAAUUCCCGCCACUCCUACCAAUGAACAGGGAUGAGAGGACCGGGCCUGAUGUAUCUUACGGCCUUGGUGAAUUUGACCUUGAAAUGAUGACAUCUGGCUCGCUGUUGGAUGCUAUGCUCGACGACGAUCUAGCGUCGGCAAAUCGAAAUGGUGAACCUGGGGAACCCACUGACGAUCAGGUUCGGGAUUCUGAUCAAAAUGUCCGUCAAGUCAAAGGGACUACCGGCGCCACAACAUGUUCCAAAACAAAAGGGCCACCCAAAACAAGGCACGAAUGUCUGCACCGACUUUCCCGUCUCAAUUUGAAACUUUUGGACUGCCUGAGUGCUGCGGAGGACCAUCCUAUUGCUCUUGAAGACAUCUUGGCCUAUCAGUCUCCUUGCGAUACACCAGAGACAAAACCAUGCAAAAACAUCAUAGGAUUCCUCCUGGAGAGCUCCCAGGAGUUUUUGGAUGCAGUUGAGGGAUUGAAAGAUUUGAUGGAACGUCAAGAAAAAGAGUCGUCAUACGACUCGAAUCAAAAUUCGGAGGAUUUCCUGGUGGACUCACUUGAUACGUCCGUCUUCUUCAACAAUCAGACAAGGAACAAACCCCAGAACGAUGAUGGGGAUACUAUCUACAGCCAGUUUUCGGGAACCACGUUGCACCCACCUGGUGGCGAGAAUAUGCCUGGCAGCACAACUUCUUCACACCCCAGGCGGCCCGGUGGCCACUGCAGCGGUCCGACAACAUUGACCAUCAUGACGUGUUAUAUUUGGCUGUUUCACGGUUAUGAGGCAGUCUUCGCGGCCAUUCACGACUCCCUACUAUCACAGAACCAGCGGCGCAAAAACCGACGGACAGCCCUGUCAGGGCACGAAGGGCGCAUUGGGGACCCACAAGACGCGCAGCAAAUGUCACCGCAAUCAAAAAGCCGGAAAACAGACUUAGCAACUUCUCUACUACCCAAUGUCCGCAUAGGGGGAUUCCAGCUGGAUGGACACCCUCACUUGCAGAUCGAAAUGCUCAUCUAUAUCAGUUGUCGGAUCUUGAACCAAAUGGAAAGUGUUUUAGGUAUUAAACCAAAACCGGCGGAUAGUGACACAACGGAAUCAGGAACGAUUUCGAUUGCUGAUCGCGAAAAGAGUUUCUUAGAUCCAAGAUGCACGCCGACGUUGUUGCGUUCACUGCUGUGCGCCGCGGACGGUGAUGAGGACGAUUGCAGUACCUCAGCUCCAACUACUUUGAUCGAGGGCAUAGUGAAGAAAAUCAGGCGAAUGCUAGAUAUUAAGUAA